AUGGAAGUUCCUCAGAAACUCUCUUUAGUAAAACUGCCACACGCUGCUUAUGCUCAUCGUCACACCCACCGAAAGGUCAGGUUGUCCCACCACGCUCGCAAAUUCCUCCGUCAAAAGCGUCAACAACUCCCUCGUCGUGCACUCCUAGCGAGAGAACCAGAGGCUUCUCCAGUGUCAUCGGAUAGCGCACUGCCCUGGUCAGGUACGCACGAAUCCGACUUGGCCAGCCGGCCAGGGCCCGAGGCGGCCACGGAGCCCGUAACUCCCCCAACAAGUCUGGUACCGCCUGCGCCUAUACUCAAGAAGUACAGGGCUCCCAAGGUUGCCAAGGUAUGUUGCGCUCUUCAUGCCCUUAGCAGUGUAUACAUUACUGACUCUGAGGGCGGAUAUGUCCAGGCUUGUGAUCACUGCCGCGCGACGAAGCUGAAGUGCGGCAUCAGGAGACCGUGCAAGAACUGCACCACGAAAGGCCUUGAUUGCAAGCCAGAAUAUGGUCUAGAGGCCAUGCUGGAUUUUAUCGAGGCAUCGAUAGACGGUAUAGCAGCAAAGCUCGACGACCGACUCGACAGACUUGAGAUUGUGAUCUCACGCAUCAACCCCUCUACAGAGUCGAACAUCUCGGUGCGAGACGUCGUGUUGCGCGAGAUACGCAACGACACUAUGCGAGAAGUCGGCCUCUCCCCGCUGAACGACAAUUUCGCCUCGUUGGGAGUGGAGGACGACCCGGACAUAUCAUCAGAAUACAUGCCCCCGCCAGACUUUCCCGUGGCGCUUUAUGUGAUGCUGCUUUGGCCGCCUAUCGAUGCCCUAGCUGGCAGUAUCGUCAGGGAGAAUGGCAUCGACGAUCCACGCGUGUUCCCCUUGAUGGUAGAAAUGCGGCGACACGUGAACAACCCGGGCUCAUCCGAGUGCUCGUGCGCCGCAUGCCGUCUAGGGGGCCUCCAAGCGGGCCUGCAGACAGGGCUUUACCUGCCGGCGAUACCUCCCCCGUGGUUGGCAUACCCCGCGACGAGCAGCAUGAUCUUGUUGCCGCAGUUGAUGUGCGACAUGUCCGAGGCCAGAGUCUGGGAGCUCAUUGACAGCUUUGAGGUCAACAUCUUGUCUCUGCAGCCGCUGGUCACGCCGGCGGUGCUCCGCUCCGCGGUCCAGAUCAUGCUUCAGGACCCUGCAACCCCGCGCGUCCGCGAGACUUACACCAGGAACCCUUACCCUGUCAUGGAUGCGAUCGUCUAUCUGUGCCUGGCUCUGGGGGAAGCCUGUGCCUGGAAUGACGGCGACAACAACCCUCUCCGUCCGGCGUCCUGGCAUCGCAACAUCCCUACGCUGCCGUCCAGCGCGGAUCCGCUCGAGAUGCCCACCCCGACCCCGAGCAAUACGCCGGUGCUCAUGCCGGGUGUCAAGUAUUACAAUGCUGCUCGGGCAAUCCUUCGCGCCGACACCACGGUCGUCAGCUUGUCCCACAUCGUUGCGCACCUGCUCGCUGGCCUCUACCACGCGCAGUUCGCGCGCCUGAGAGAGAGUCUUAGCUACACUGCUCAUGCGAGCUGGAUGCUCCUUACCAUGAUUACACCGAUGAUGGAUCACUUCCAGGCGAUGCUGGACAACAACACUAUUCCGCAGAGCGAGGCGGAGAACCAGACGGUGAUGGCUUAUUGGUGCUGCCUGCAGCUUGAGAGUGACAUCAUCUUUGAAUUACCGUUGCCGACCACCGGCAUCAUGGGGCUCGAGAAGCGAAUGCCGCUCCCCAACGUCGACCUCGCGGCGCGCGACUUUGGCGGGAACGUCAUGAUGCACUUCCUGACGCAGAUCCACUUCCGGCGCCACCUCAGGGAGAUCCGCGACUGGCUCUACCAGCCCACGGCCACGGGGGAGGCCCAGCCGGCCAACAUGACGCUCGAGGACGUCAUGCGGGCGGUGCUGCGCGAGCUGCCUCCUCAGCUCUGCUGGGACCAGCCCGCGGCCGACAUCCUGGACAUGCGGCUCCGGGCGCAGUGGAGCGCCGCCCUCAUCCACAUCUACCGGCCGUUCGUCCGCCACAUCCUCGACUUCAACUUCAACCUCGCGCACGGCACCCGCCACCCCGUCGACGCGGCGUUCGACGGCUGCCGGAUCGCGGGCCUCCCGAGCAUCCCCGAGGGUGCGACCUCGGCGGACGAGAUCCCGGCGUCGGUGCUCCGGUACGCGUUCCUCGCCAUCCAGGGGCUGAUCCAGAGCACCAGCUCCUUUCAGCGGGAGGACAGCAAGCGGUGCGCCCUGACCAACAUCUUUGGAGCUGCCUAUGCCCAAUGGAACAAUCUGCUGGUUCUGGCGGCUGCUUUCGAAGAUCCCGUCCUCGGCGCGUUCAUUGAUGGCGUCCUGCUGCGGGACCUCUUCACGCAGACAAUCAGGAUCGUCUCGUCUAUUGCGGAGGAGGGCAGUUCCCUGGAAAAGGGGACUUUGAUCCUGACCGGGCUCCGGGAGAGGCUGUGGCCCGGCCAGACGCAGCAGGCAUGA
Messenger RNA from Thyridium curvatum, 2493 nucleotides. RefSeq lists its product as uncharacterized. The transcript has 6 exons. Gene Ontology annotation, molecular function: zinc ion binding; DNA-binding transcription factor activity, RNA polymerase II-specific. The coding region runs from base 1 to 2493 and encodes 830 amino acids. Gene Ontology annotation, biological process: regulation of DNA-templated transcription. NCBI's taxonomy places the organism in Eukaryota, Fungi, Ascomycota, Sordariomycetes, Thyridiales, Thyridiaceae. The record is from RefSeq and is a predicted model, not a curated record.